Carassius gibelio (silver crucian carp) is the source of this 1686-nucleotide messenger RNA. RefSeq lists its product as uncharacterized. Bases 46 to 1686 code for a protein of 546 amino acids. The record is from RefSeq and is a predicted model, not a curated record. The transcript has 24 exons. Lineage: Eukaryota; Metazoa; Chordata; Actinopteri; Cypriniformes; Cyprinidae.
UCUGAGGACCUUUUUUCAACUCCACCUACUACAAAUCCUUGUGCUAUGAGUCCAUUGGAUGACCACGAAAUGUCUACACAAUCAAGUUGUCAACAAACUCCACAACGCCUCUCUCCAAUUAUUGAACUAAGCACUCCACACUCCAUGGACUCAACUAGAAUUGAUACGCCAAAAAGGACUAAGCAGGCAUUCAGGGGUCGUUUUUUGGAUUUAACAAUAUGCACCUCAACCCCAGCUUUCAGGACAGAGCGCCAAUCCAGGACUCCUCAAAGCAGAAUUUCCCAAGCUUCCAGGACUGAGCGCCAAUCCAGAAGUCCUCAAGUCAGAAACCCACAAGCUUCCAGGACUGAGCGCCAAUCCAGGACUCCUCAAAGCAGAAUUUCCCAAGCUUCCAGGACUGAGCGCCAAUCCAGGACUCCUCAAAGCAGAAUUUCCCAAGCUUCCAGGACUGAGCGCCAAUCCAGAAGUCCUCAAGUCAUAAACCCACAAGCUUCCAGGACUGAGCGCCAAUCCAGGACUCCUCAAAGCAGAAUUUCCCAAGCUUCCAGGACUGAGCGCCAAUCCAGGACUCCUCAAAGCAGAAUUUCCCAAGCUUCCAGGACUGAGCGCCAAUCCAGGACUCCUCAAAGCAGAAUUUCCCAAGCUUCCAGGACUGAGCGCCAGUCCAGAAGUCCUCAAGUCAGAAACCCACAAGCUUCCAGGACUGAGCGCCAAUCCAGGACUCCUCAAAGCAGAAUUUCCCAAGCUUCCAGGACUGAGCGCCAAUCCAGGACUCCUCAAAGCAGAAUUUCCCAAGCUUCCAGGACUGAGCGCCAAUCCAGGACUCCUCAAAGCAGAAUUUCCCAAGCUUCCAGGACUGAGCGCCAAUCCGGAAGUCCUCAAGUCAGAAACCCACAAGAAAAGAAAGACAGGUUUCCAAUGACAGACAAAAGAUUUCAAAAAAAGGUUUUGACACAACUUUUAGAAAUAAAAGAUGAACUGCGAAGAAUAGGGAAAAUUGUGGAACCAGAAACUGGGUUCCACAUGUCAACCUUGGGCACUGAAGAUGAGUUCGAGUACUUAGAGAGGCAGCUUGAAAGUGGGAAUACACGGGCAGCAAUGGUGACACAGUUGUGUAAAAUUGGAGGAAAAAACUUCAAAGACAGUACAAGAAGAAUGCUGGACAGUGUUUUCAAAAAUUCCCUGAUGUCUACAUUCAACAUGAAAGGAGGAGGUCCACUACAGAAGAAGUCCUUUCAAUCAACUGCCUUAUUCUCAGUCAUCAGAGACGCAGUGAUGACUAGCUUUCCAUCAGCUACGGAAUUGGAAAUAAAAACUGCAAUUUCAAAUCAUUUCAAACAAGCAACAGGGAGGGCAGGGGGUGGGGGUUAUGGGUCUAAAGAAAUACAUUGUGACCCGAUAAACUUUACCCAGCCAUUAGAAGCUCCAACCUUUGCUCAGUCUUCAAUGGAUCUGUUGUCAGUCCAGGCUCCAGUUGUUCCACCCUCUAAUGGCUCCGCCCUCUGUCCACCCUCUGGUGGCUCCGCCCUCUGCCCACCCUCUGGUGGCUCCGCCCUCUGUCCACCCUCUGGUGGCUCCGCCCUUUGCCCACCCUCUGGUGGCUCCGCCCUCUGUCCACCCUCUGGUGGCUCCGCCCUUUGCCCACCCUCUGGUGACUCUGCCCUCUGUCCACCCUCUAAUAGCUAA